This is a messenger RNA of Pestalotiopsis fici W106-1, 861 nucleotides long. RefSeq lists its product as uncharacterized. The record is from RefSeq and is a predicted model, not a curated record. NCBI's taxonomy places the organism in Eukaryota, Fungi, Ascomycota, Sordariomycetes, Amphisphaeriales, Sporocadaceae. The transcript is spliced from 2 exons. The coding region runs from base 1 to 861 and encodes 286 amino acids.
AUGGAGGUGCGCCUCCAAGAAAUCAAGGAGUUAGCAGUGAGGGUUCUACAACCAGGCUACCCACUGCAUUUGCCCGCCCAAGGACACGAAUUGCUUCCUACACAUCUACAAUGGAUUCUCUCAGUCGACCACGAGCCAAAGACAGGCUGCUAUGCUCUUCUUCUGCUUAACAAGCGGGCUGUACUGGAAAUACCAGACGAUAACGACAGGCAACACUACGCACCGCGCAUCGCCUUCUUCCACAGCGAGAGGAGCCGCCAAAAAUGCCAAUGCGUAGACUUCAAUUACCUCGGCGUUCCGUACUCGGAGAUCGUACACAUGGACAAGGUGGCCAACAAGUCGGCAAGGAUCCUAGCCAACCGAUGGGCCGAGUCCGGGUUCGACAUCUGGAUACACUACCAGAACCUCUGGGCGGGCGUCGCGUCCAUGGCACUAUCGCCGACCGGGAGACCCAAGUGGCACAAGCAAGUCAUUCCCACGUUCAAUUAUGACUGGCCGCGGUCCUUUUGCGAGCUCAUCUUUCUCGACUUGUGGCAGCACGGCGUUGCCUUCGACUCGAGCGUGCCCCGGUUGCACGCCGUGGCCAACAAUGAAGCUCUUGGUCUCUACAAGGAGGAGAUGAGGCGCAUAUGCACCGAGGCCACGGUGCGCGAUGCCAGACGCAGAGGUAACGACUAUGCGCUAUUCUUUGCCAAAGAGGUUUGUGCCCAGUCCGAGCUUCUCUUGAUGCGGCGCAAGUAUGCUUUCAUGGAUUUCGGCCCAAAACAUGCUGAAUUUGUUCCAAGCAGCGAGAGGUGCCUGAUGCGUCGGCAGUCCACUGGCGCGUUGCGAGGAUUAGCAGCUCAGUUAUCUGCCGCCUAG